AGAAACUGUUUCAAUGUGGUCAAGCACUUGGAUUUGUAAGCAACCUCAAGUUACUGACAAUUGUAUGGCUAAGUUCUAUUCAUGGUAUUUCUCAUAGUUCUGCUAGCUUCAUUUCCUAUUAUAAUGUCCAAGCUGAUAUUGUGUGUUGCCGUCUUUUCAUCUUGGAUGCUAUUGCAUUUUGAAUUUUAUCUUCCAUUUAGCCUAUAUGGGAUUAGCACUCUUCUUUUAGUCAUCUUAAUUCUUCUUUUUUUCUCUUUUUGAGAGCUUCUUGAAUGUUUUAUUGAUUUCUUCACAGCUUCUCCUUUGACAUUUUUGAAGGAUCCCCACGGUAAUGGGAAAAACUCACUAUGUCACUGAGUGUUAUAGCAUUGGUUGCCAUGAGCAGUUCACUUUGUUGUAUAUUUGCUCCUGGACACUCUGGCACUUGUAAUGGUGCUGCUGCAGAAGGUUUGUUUCAGUCUUAAUCAUUUUGACUGCAGAAUACCUAUUGUUGACGUGCCAAAAUAGAUGGAGUCGCCAUCUAUCCAAAUGAGGUGGGAUAGAUCACCAAGGCCUUUGCAGAAAUUAACUAGGUUCGGAGAGUCGGUUAAGCGUGGGGAAGGUGUUAGGCACCCCACAAACUUCCAUAUAAAUAUGGUUACCACAUACUUUAAUUUUGGAGAAAUUUCAAUUUUUAUCAAAUAAUAAUAAUUACCAAAUAAAUAAAAAAAAAUCACUUCAACAAAAAAAAAAAAAAAUCCCUCAAUCAUUUUUUAUUCUCCGUUUCUUUUCUUUUCUUUUUUUUUUUUCAUUUCUGCUUUCUCUUCUUCCUUUUUCCGUUUCUGCUUUCUUUUCUUUUCUUUUUUUCAUUUUCUGUUUUUUUUUGUUCCAUUUUUUUUCCGCCUCUGUUUUUUUUUUGUUCUUUCCUUUCUUUUCUUUUUUCUGCACUUCUUUUCCUUUUUUUUUUUUUUUUUUUUUUUUAUCUAAUGCAUUUCAAAAACAUAGCAAAUCCUAGAAAAAAAAAAUCUGUUCAUUAUUUCAGAUUACCGGAGCAUAAACUAAAUCACAGUACCCAUAUCUUCACCCAAACAGCAGCUUCUAAAUGAUAACCUAAACUUAAAAAGACGGUAAUUGAUUUUGUUAAAUUACUCUGACUAAACCAGGAAACAGCCAUGAAACCAA
This is a messenger RNA of Rubroshorea leprosula, 1161 nucleotides long. Lineage: Eukaryota; Viridiplantae; Streptophyta; Magnoliopsida; Malvales; Dipterocarpaceae. The record is from the annotation of a GenBank genome assembly.